UCAGAAUAUAAGCCAAACCCUCCUCGAGACAGAUCACGAUAGGUCAGUGAACGUGGUCGCGGUUGUGGUUCGCGUUAAAACAAGACGGACAGGAGCGCAUUUUAAAGUGAAUUUACUUGGAACAUCUGAUCUUCUACCAACGCAGGAUCUUUUUUUGCACUCUACCUUCAGAACUCUGCCUUAACCCAAUGGUUUCCAGAGACCCGGCAUUCACCUGGGAUCUCAACGCGGAUUCUACAUUAUACAGUUCUAUGGAGCACGAAAAAGCGGAAGAACAAGUUCCGGCCGCCAUGCAGUGGACCGACGGCUCCACAACGGCGACGUACGGGGACGGUACAGGGAGCAUGCAGAGGCGCGAUGGACAGCGAGACUUUCUGGACGGGAGGGCGAAGGGCUCUGAAGGAGGGGCGCAGGUUGAGGUGGAGCAGCUGAGGAGGGCGCUGCAACAGGCGCAAGCCAAUCUGCAUCUCGCGCAGAGCUCCAACAAGACCCUGGUGGAAAAGUGCCGGGUCUUGGAGCAGGACAUGGCUACGCAGCAGCGGGAGAGACUGCAGUCGCAGGCGGAGAAGCAGUUGCAGCUGCAGUUGGAGAGCGUGCAGUCCCUAUUGACCGAAGAGGAGAAGCGGACAGAGCUCUUGCGGAGGACUCUGGCACAGCUGCAAGGCGCCUACAACAAGCUGUCUGAGGAGAACAACUGGAUGAAAGCGGAAGGGGCGAAUGCUGAGAAGUCCACGGUGGAAGAGCUCCAGAACACCCUGGCGAUGGCUGAGCAAGCUCUUGCUGCCAAGCAGAACAAGAUCGAUGCGAUGCAGCGGGAGUUCAUCAAGAAGAAUCAGGAGCUGGAGUCAAUCUCAGUAUUCCAAGCACAGGCAGAGGUCUACAUGGCGGAUUUCCUCGCCGAGCGGGAGGCCAGGGAGAAGAUCCACACGGAGAAGGAGAAGGUGAUGGAGCAGCUGGCGUUCCUGAAGGAGGAGAACCGGCAGCUGAAGGAGGAGAACCGGCAGCUGAAGGAGGAGCUGGAGUCGCAGUCGGCUAAUCGCAACCUGUUGGAGAUGCGGAAUCGCCAUCAGCAGACGCAGAAGCCACUGGGAGGCACGCUCUCAAACAUUUGGCAGUGGGCCAAAGGUGAGCCGAACAUCCAGGAGCACACCUGUCCCAAAUGUGAAGGGGCCUACCCUGACCUGGACAGCCUGCAGAUUCACAUCAUGGACUGCAUCGUCUGACAGGUUGCCAUGGCGCCUUGGACACGCUAAACCGUAUCACUAGAGAACAAAUUUUCCCCACGUGUAAUCCGUUCCUUUCGAAUAAAGUCUCCGCUGCAAACCACCCUUAAAGCUACAAUAGGUGAUGUCGGACUUCUAACAGUCAAGAGAGGAAUAGCAGCAACCAACGCUUUCAAACCACAACACUGUUUAUCCCUCCCUCUUCUCUGUGAAUGCGCUGAUGUUGAAACGCCAUUGGCUGUGGCAAUUAGAACCAAUUUUCAACCAAUGAGCUAUUGUUCAGUCAUACAAUGUUUUGGUACAGAGUGUUGAGCCAACAACUGUGUAGUUUGUAGUAGUCGUAUACAGUUGUCGUAUAUGGUCUCCGUAUCUGAACACCCUCUGCACUUUAGGUGUAUAUCUAUCAUACCUCUAUUGUUAUAUAUUGCAAAUACCCUUUUCAAUGUGAUGGAGUCUUAAGUGUGCCAAGGCCAAAUCGAAUACAAAUCGAAAUUGAAUGAGUCUGAAAUGAAUGCAUUUAAUCCCAAGUGGUUCUCUGAAGAAUGCAUGCUAUUUUCUGACUGGAAACGGGUCCUGGUUCCACUUUACGAAGUAUCUGCGGUCUGCUCUCUCUCUGAGUUAUGUUCUGCCACAUCAGACAAUGUGAUAUGGCGAAUGAGUUUUGAUUUUCUUUUCUUUUUUUUACGAUGGUAUGGACACGCAUGCCAGAAGACAUUAUCUUCUUAUUCAACUUGUUCAUCAUUAACAUAGCCAAAGGUCGCUGCCGUUUUGCAAACCGACCUGCCCUGUCGUGUCGAAAUCUUUCUCCUGAAUUUAACUGCAGACCGCUGUCAGGAAAUAAAGUGUUAAGCCAAAAGCUACUGUCACAUGUUUGGGUAUGUUUGUUUGUAUGUUUUGGGUUGGGUAUGUAUGUUUGUUGUUUGCAUGUAUUGGGUUUGGUAUGUUUGUUAUUUGUAUGCAUUGGGUUGGUUAUGUAUGUCUCCGCAAAAUAACCCAGAGGUUUCUCGGUGAAACGGGAAUAUCCGAAGUUCAGAUUUUGACAUUCAGACAAAUAAAAGGUUUGCAGUGGUAAGAUUUAUUACAUUAGCUGAUAAACAGAGCAAUGACUUUGGUGUGUGUAUAUGUAUUUUAUCAAUAAAUGUAAUUGUUAUAUUUUAAA
Conger conger (European conger) is the source of this 2382-nucleotide messenger RNA. RefSeq names its product optineurin-like. Lineage: Eukaryota; Metazoa; Chordata; Actinopteri; Anguilliformes; Congridae. Gene Ontology annotation, molecular function: K63-linked polyubiquitin modification-dependent protein binding. Bases 189 to 1223 code for a protein of 344 amino acids. The record is from RefSeq and is a predicted model, not a curated record. Gene Ontology annotation, biological process: regulation of canonical NF-kappaB signal transduction; Golgi ribbon formation; protein localization to Golgi apparatus. Gene Ontology annotation, cellular component: cytoplasm; Golgi apparatus; nucleus. The transcript is spliced from 10 exons.